CCCUAAGCGUCACUUCCGCUUCCGAAAGUAGAAACCAUAGCAACAGCACUUAUAAAUAUAUUGUCUGUGUUUAUUCUAUAUUAUCCACAAACACAAAUAAAUAAUUUAUUCAUAUUCAUUUUAUUUACAGUAAAUAUACAGUCAGCUAAUUGGUCUCGUCCGUUCAAUUAUGCUAUACCGCCGGACGGCACCCAUUUUAUUAGACUUAAAUACGUUUAAAAUACAGUGUAAAUUAAUUUCGUUUUAAUCGCUCUUCAUUUCUGAGCAAUUAAAAAAAAAAAAAAAAAAACACUUAUGACUGUAUUUUUUAAUUUUUAUUGCGGAACGCCAAAAACGGAAUCUGCUGUUGCAGGAGGGAGCGGUUAAAGGGGUGCGCAGGAAGAGGAUUCAGUUGUUGACAUGCGUUUGGUUUUUUUUCUACAGAGUUUGCUGGAAACCGAAAAGACAGAAACACGGUCGAGUCGAUAAAUAUUGAGAAAUAAUUACAGGUUCUUUUUUUGUUUAAAACAAUUACAGAAUCCCUAAAAAGUCUGACGGCCGUUUUUGGAGGAAAAGCCACAUCCGUAUUCCAGUUGCUUGACGUUUAAAAGGGCUAACUGUCCGUCGUUGUGGUCAGACCCGACCCUUGCAGGUAAGCCAUAAACCACCGGCGUCACGCUGAAGCGCAGAGCGGAACAGCAUGUCUCAGGCGACCAAGAGGAAGCACGUGGUGAAGGAGGUUUUGGGAGAUUACGUCAUCCCCUCGGAACGGCAGCAGAUCGUUCGGGUUCUGGGAACUCCCGGGAACAACCUCCAUGAAGUGGAGACGGAGCGGGGAGAGAGAUUCCUGGUCACCAUGCACAAAUUCAGGAAGAACAUCUGGAUUAAACGAGGUGAUUUCCUCAUCGUGGAUCCCAUUGAGGAAGGAGAGAAAGUGAAGGCAGAGAUCCGCUUCAUCCUUCACAAAGAUUACAUCCGCUAUCUGAAGAAGGAAGGAGCCCUGAACCAGUUCUGCGCGGUGGGGCGGCCCGAGAGUGACUGCGGCAGCAAAAAACCGGGUGAGCCAGAGGGCAGCCUCUCUAGAAUUGGGCAACACUCCGAAGUUGAAAAAGCAGACGGCUGCUUGGAGAGGAGGGGGCGGGGUCAGAAGAGAAGGGGGCGGGGUCAGAAGAGGAGGGGGCGGGGUCAGAGGACAGCGAAAUCAGAGCCGGACGACAGCGACCUGUUUGUCAACACGAACCGGGUGGAUUACGAAUACACAUACAGCGAGGAGGAGGAGGAGGAGGAGGAGGAGGAGGAAGGCAGCGCAGACAGGAAGGACUGAUCUGUCCUCCAUCUUCCAGGAACACAAGCCCCCAGAAGAGACACCGCACCGCGCUCUGAACGCUGCAGUGAUUUAAAGCAGAGGAUCUCUGACUCCUUGGGCUGCUCCCACCUCGUCUGUGGUACUUGAAGACGCCCCCCUCCCUCCCUCCCUCCCUCGUCUACUGCAGGGGUCUCAAACCCGGUCCCCGGGGCCCCCUCUGUUAUGUCUGCUGGUUUUCAUUCCACUGAGCUCUCAAUUACUUCACAAAGACCCUUCACUGAACCGAUCGCUUGAUUAAACAGUUGCAGAUUUUAAAAGUUACUUUAUAAAAAUGUUACGGCGAACUUGAAAUCUAAAUUUUAAGAGCUGAAAACAAGUAGAGGUCUAAUUUAAGCGAGCGAUCAGUUCUGUGAAGGGUCCUGGUUCAGCGAUUGAGAGCUCAGUUGGAAUGGAAACCAGCAGACACAGCAGAGGGGCACAGGACCGGGGGGUGGGGAAGCGCUGGACUGUUUCAACGUUCCUUUAAUAUAGAUUUGAAACCGCUUCCGUCUCCAGUGUGUUUGUUCAGCACUGGCAGAGGGGAGGAAAAUGUUCUAGAAAUGUGGGCCAGCAUAGGCUUCAAUACCCACGCAAAUAAAUAAGAAUGAGUCUUUA
This is a messenger RNA of Acipenser ruthenus (sterlet), 1939 nucleotides long. Its product is annotated as probable RNA-binding protein EIF1AD. Gene Ontology annotation, biological process: translational initiation. Lineage: Eukaryota; Metazoa; Chordata; Actinopteri; Acipenseriformes; Acipenseridae. Gene Ontology annotation, cellular component: nucleus. Gene Ontology annotation, molecular function: RNA binding; translation initiation factor activity. The record is from RefSeq and is a predicted model, not a curated record.